This is a messenger RNA of Thalassophryne amazonica, 1450 nucleotides long. RefSeq names its product ribonuclease P/MRP 40 subunit (gene rpp40). Gene Ontology annotation, molecular function: ribonuclease P activity; ribonuclease MRP activity. Gene Ontology annotation, cellular component: multimeric ribonuclease P complex; ribonuclease MRP complex. Bases 109 to 1161 code for a protein of 350 amino acids. NCBI's taxonomy places the organism in Eukaryota, Metazoa, Chordata, Actinopteri, Batrachoidiformes, Batrachoididae. The transcript is spliced from 8 exons. The record is from RefSeq and is a predicted model, not a curated record. Gene Ontology annotation, biological process: tRNA 3'-end processing; tRNA 5'-leader removal; endonucleolytic cleavage in ITS1 to separate SSU-rRNA from 5.8S rRNA and LSU-rRNA from tricistronic rRNA transcript (SSU-rRNA, 5.8S rRNA, LSU-rRNA).
AAGUUGAAAACCCAUUCCAGAGUGAGCGUCAGCUUCCGGUUGGCAGUGCGUGGCGGAGCUAAAAGGAGCGGCAAAGUUUAGUCUGAAGUCUAAAGUAUUAAAGGUUAAAUGAUGACUGCGGCUUUGGAGAAGACUCCCAGGACUCUUCUGGUCUGUGACAAAUCAAGUUUUCUAAAUGAAAAGUGUCGCGUGAGCGCUCAGGUGGAGCAGCAUCACUUCAACUACAAGGCAUCUGUGUUGCUGCCUGAGUGUAGCUCCGCCCCCUCACACCUGGAAACUGUGCUGAGUGGCUUCAGCAGCUUCUACCUGAUCAGAAGGCUGCCGCUGUAUCAGCUGCUUGAUGAGCACUUUCUGAAGACAGCGGUGUACCAGGGCAGCGUGUACGGUUUGUCGUACGGAUGCAGGCUGGAUGAAGAUAACUGCGUCGCUCUGCUGCCUCAUGGUGGUCUGGUUCUGUCUCUGGAUAAGGACUCCUUUGAGCUGUUGGGGCUUGAGGGCAAACGGUCGCAGUUCAGCCGCAGGACGAGCAGCAGAUACGUCGUGUGUGUCAACCUGACGGACAGCGGUAUGGUGCCUGGUGGGCGGGGCUACCAGCGGCUGCUUACUGGUCUGAAAUCACGUGUUCCACUUGAGAUGGACUUCCUUUUGUCACAUCGUCCAGGGGGUGGGAGCGCUCUUCAGGAGCUUCUGUCUCGUCACGAGUGGACGGAGCACCGACCUGAGGUGCACAGGCGUACUUUGACACACCUACUCUGCCCCACCCCCGAGUCAUGUGACGCCCACAGCUUCCUGGACUGGCUGGGAGCCGUGGAUGCCGAUGUCAGCUGUCACAACCUGUCCAGCGACUUUUUGUCCACCUUCGUCUGUCCUGAGCCACAGAUGAGUUUGACUCAGGCGUUGAACAUUUCCAUCACAGGAUUUCUGUCUCGUGAGGACAUCCACCGCCUGAUCCAGGAACUGAGGCGGUACUUGGAGCUGCCCCGCCCGGUGUCCUGGGUAGCACUGACCGUCCAUGGGUUCACUGACAGUCCAGUGUCGUGGGCAGACACAGAGCACGGAGUUCUGCAAGGUGGAGAAAAUUUCUACAGUCUUCUGCUGUUCCGUGACCACACCUACCGCCACCACAUGGCGGCCAGUGCCUAUGACGGCUGUCCAGCAUGACGGCGCUGUCGGCCGGUGUCGUUGCUGCCACACUCCACUGACUGAGUAUAGAAGCUUUUUCAGGUCCACUGUCUUUCACUGACUCAGAACGCACUGUUUGUGUCGAGGCGGGAUGCACAAGAACAGACUCUACCAGUUCAUCAUGUGCUCAGACCCAAAGAAGCCAACUGGAACUGAACCCAUGACCUUCUCACUGUCAACAGAGACAUUUUACUGUCCACGUCUGACACUGUCACCAGAAAACCAUGUUUAGUUGUUUGCGUAUAAACCCAGAACCUUCUGCAGAACA